ACCAGUCACACUGACAGCUUCAUCCAGUAUCAGCAUCAGCAGUCUUGGAAGUGGAACUGUAACUCUCUAAAAUUACUGUUAGAAGAUCCUGGGUCAAGUCAGAUGCUCUAUAACAGUGAAGAAGAGUGUCAUGAAUUAGGAAACUCAGAAGUGCCAAACUGUCAGGACACAUUGAUUUAAUCCAGAAAAGAUUACCUGAAAUCUAGAGACUUUUGUUUCAAAGCGAUUGUGCCAAAGCACAAUGGCUACCCGUUUUUUUUUAUUCGUAGCAUGGAUGGCAUGCCUUAUUGUUGGUGUUUGUUGCCAGGAUACCCAAACGCAGCAGAAUUUUCCAGACAUUUCAAAUCCAUCAGAAGAGUUAAACCAAGAGCAAGCUCACCGCAUUGUCCAGCUGGAUUCUAUCCAAAACGGUGGAGAACUCAACAUGUCCGCUAGCAAUGUUUUAAACCUGUCCCCACCUCCACCUUCUCCCUGUGUAUCCAGAGCUAAGAUCAGACAUGCCUUCAAAUAUGUCACAACCAUUUUAUCCUGUGUCAUUUUUCUUGUGGGAAUUGUAGGCAAUUCUACACUGCUUAGAAUCAUUUACAAGAACAAAUGCAUGAGGAAUGGACCCAACGUUCUUAUUGCCAGUCUUGCUUUGGGGGACCUUUUCUACAUCCUAAUUGCCAUUCCUAUCCAUAUCUAUAAGCUACUGGCGGAGCACUGGCCAUUUGGAGUACAUAUAUGCAAAUUGGUACCAUUUAUCCAGAAGGCCUCCAUUGGUGUUACUGUUUUGAGUCUGUGCGCUCUAAGUAUAGAUAGGUAUAGGGCAGUUGCUUCCUGGAAUCGAAUUCAGGGCAUUGGAAUCCCUGUUUGGAAAGCCAUAGAGCUGACAUUGAUAUGGGCUGUGGCCAUCAUUCUAGCUGUUCCUGAAGCUAUUGCCUUUAACCUUGUUGAAUUGGACUUUAGAGGACAAACCAUUUUGGUCUGCAUGUUGCCUCUGGAACAAUCUUCAGAUUUUAUGAGGUUUUACCAGGAAGCCAAAGUUUGGUGGCUUUUUGGAUUUUAUUUCUGCUUACCCUUGGCUUGCACUGGAGUCUUCUACACACUCAUGUCCUGUGAAAUGUUGAGUAUAAAGAAUGGCAUGAGGAUAGCUCUGAAUGAUCACAUGAAACAGCGAAGAGAAGUUGCUAAGACCGUGUUUUGCCUGGUAGUGAUUUUCGCCCUAUGCUGGCUGCCUCUUCAUGUAAGCAGUAUUCUUAAAAAGACAGUAUAUGACGGCAGAGAUCCAAACAGGUGUGAACUACUCAGCUUCUUCAUGGUUAUGAACUACAUUGGGAUAAACAUGGCCUCACUUAACUCUUGCAUCAACCCUGUGGCACUCUACUUUGUCAGCAGGAAGUUCAAAAAUUGUUUCCAGUCCUGCCUUUGCUGCUGGUGCCACAGACCCACUCUUACCAUCACACCCAUGGAUGAAAAAUGUUCUGCAGUAAAGUGGAAAACCAAUGGGCAUGAUCUAGUCCUGGACCGAAGCAGUUCUCGGUUAACUAACAAGUACAGCUCUUCAUGAAAAUCACUAUCUAAUAGCAGGCUAUUAGUCACAAACUUGGAAUGAACACCCGAUGUUUUGACCUCGGUUCUGUUUAGUUAAGUGUUUCAGAGCGGUGACAAGCAGUUUAAUGACCUGCCUCCAUCCAACAGAGCUGCACUUUGGGAAAUACACCCUCCUCAAACUUUAGAGGACUGUACUGUUUAUAUGAUGUUUAUAAUAUGAUAACAAGCACGGACACUGCCAUACAAACUCCCUAUGUACAGUAUUAUAGUUCAUGUUAUCCCUAUAUAGCAAACUGACAAUCUGAUUUAAAAAAAAAAAAAAAAAAUGUCUGAGUGACUGGAUCACUAGAAGUAUUGUUGGCCUGGUUAGCGUUGAAGCUACUUAUGUAUAAAAUGUUGAGAGUGUGUAUGUGAGGAGAGAUAUACUAUUACAGAAGCACUUAUUUUUAAACAGCAUUUAAACUGCACAUGCCAUAACUGCUUGUUUAUCUUUGAACCACAACUCCCAGUAUUUUUGUUGCUGAGAGUUAAAGUUUACAGACAGCUGAAGAGUCAGAGUGCUAACAUUGUUUUUUAACUGUAAUUCACAAGUGUUGAAUGUUUAAACCAUCAGCUGCUGCUAAAAUAGGCAGCUAUUACUAAUGGUGAGAAAUGUUAGUCAAAAUUUCUGUGUAACAAAAUUUCAUACUUUUCUCUUUGAAUGGAGUUGCUUUAUCUUUGACCUCAUCAUGAGCAAGGGGUGGCCCUGAGCAAGAAGCAAAACAUGCAGAGCUUAAGGUUUGUUGAAAACUUGCUGUUGAAAGGUGCAGAAGAAAAUUUAAGAGCUAAACUCCAUGUGAGAUUUUCUUCAGAAUUUUUGGGUCAGAUUUUAUCUGAUCUUGUUGACAUGCAACACCACAAGAUUUUGCAGAACCUUCAAAAUCUUAUCUCCAUAGCUUGUAAUGUAAAGUCAGAUCGGGGAAGCUGUAUCCUGCACCAUCAAAAAAAUGUAUUUUAAUUAAAAAAAAAAAAAAAAAAGUCUGUCAGACUCCAUCAGAUUUUCUCGUCAGAUGAAGAUGCAGCAUUCUCUUCCGACAGGCGUGUCGUGUUGGAUGGCAAAUCUUUUAUUUAGUUUCCACAUCAGAUUUUUGUAUCAGUGCCAUUAUAUUUUGAUCCAUGUGACUACUUAUGACUUGUAGGAUGGAUUUUGUCGAUCCAACACCAUCCUGCAAAAUCUCCUGGGGAGUUUAGCCCCAAGGGGCUGGAAUGGAUGACCUAGUCUCACUGUAUGCUAACUGGAACACAGCAAACAGUGUACUGUUUUGUUUUAGUUUUUUUUUUUUUUAAACAGAUGUGACACAAAACCUACAGAAAGCAGCUUAUGACCACAGCACAUGCAAGUUAUUGCAGUGGACAGCCACUGAAAAAGCUUGUGUAAAGUCAAGCAAUAUGGCAACACCCAUUUCUAUGUAAAAAUGCAAGUGAAAUUUGCGUGCAAAUUAUGAACUAUUCCUUCAGAUGUUAUAGAUGUAAAUAAACAGGUACAGCAGAAUGCAGAUGAUUCCAUUUGCAAUAACUAUUUCACAGUAACUAUCGAUACCAAUCAAUAAGGCUGUUUCACUUCUUUUUAAAAGUGCAGAAAUGAUUUUACACUUAACAAAAAAACACAAAUAUUACAUCACUCUAGACAAAAUCCAUUAUAUUCAAUAGAAGAAACAUUUGCACUGGUGCCACAAUAUGUUAAGGCACAGGCACAUUUUGUCGGAAACGUUUCUCAAUACAAAGGAAAAAAUGCCAGAACAAUAUUCAAGGAAUAAUGUGCAAAAGAGAAUGGCAAUCUGUUUAGAAGGCUCUUUCCUGUAACAGACAAUUUAUGCUGACAAAUAGCACCAGUAUUUCUGCCUAGGCUACAGCUAUUAUGAAAAGUUUUAUAAUAUAUGCACCCAUUAUAAAGAGACCCCAUAGUCUUUCAUAUUGUUCCCCUUUAAAACAAAUGGCUUUAAAUGUGACAUUCUGUUUUCCACUACAUUGUUAAGUUUACAAUGAAGUAGUGCAUGUAUUUUUUUCUUCCGAAUUAUACAAAAUAAUGAUUUAGCAUGAAUCUAUGAGUCUAGAAUGAAUGCUAGAAGACACACCAGCUUUUUAUAUAGAAGGUGAAAAAAACGGUGUAUUAAAGAAUAAACUGAUAACAACAUUAGAGGUGAAAAAAUAGACAUUAUGCAUACAAUUUAUUAAAUUUAGUUUCUUCAAUGCUAUUUUUUUUAAACCAUUCUUCAUCACUGUACAAAAAUCAUGUUUGUGAUAUAUGAUAUAUCCAAACACUGAAUCCUCCACAAAAGAAUCAAUUGAAUUCUGAAAAGAAUCCAGACUCUAAUUUGUAUACUUAGCUUUGAGGAAAGUUAAAAAAAAAAACUUUACCAAUCCAAAGAUUUCCAUAGAUUCAGAGUCACUCAUAUAUAAUGAGUCCCUGUGACCUAUGCUGACACCUUUUCUUAAUGUAUAGUUAUACCAACCAGAAUGUACACUUGUGUGAUAAACUGUGUACUGUACAUUCUGGUUGGUAGAUUAUACCAGCUGUAUGAAUUACAGAACGCUAUCAGCAAACUGAAUAUAAAACUGCUACAAGGGUGGCUUAGGGUAUACGCCUUUGCAGUCAGACUAAAGUUGUAGUAUUCUGCAACCUUGGAUGAAAUUAAUGCAUGGAAAAGUUGCCACAAAAUUCUGACAUGAAUCAGAUAGAGGAGUUCUACACUACAAACUAAGGUUAAAAUCAACCAAAUAAAUACUACAAUUAGGUAGAGAGUACCAUUUAGGUAUCUUUGUGUCACUGUGUGGAGCAGCAUUUCUGUAGAAAGGAAUAAGUCUGAAAAUUGACAGAUUAUUGGAGAAAAAAAUGGUCAUUUUGUGCAGUGAAACAUUUUAUGUAUAUUUGUCUUUGUGAAAAAAAAAUGUAAAUGUAAAUUCCAAACAUACAAGGACUGAUAAAUUCUUAGGGAUACAUGAAAUUCUACCAUUGUGUCCAUAGAAUGUAUAGCUCUGAUAUGUUGUAAAUAGAUGUAUACCAAAAGUAUGGUUUUCAAAUUAUUAAUGGUGUUUGUGCCUUCCCCUGUCAAACAACCAAUUUUUUCUAUUAUUAAACAGUUUAAUCUAAUACAAAGUAGUGUCACUUUUCUGUCAAUUUGGUAGUGUAAAUUUUCUCUGUUAAUAAUGUUUUUUUACAAUGGAGAUCCGGUACCUAGCUUAAAUCACAUUUUUGCCUGUUUUUACACUAUGCACCCUGCUUCCCAAUCAAUAAAUGAGCUCUAAAGGC
This is a messenger RNA of Xenopus tropicalis (tropical clawed frog), 4822 nucleotides long. RefSeq names its product endothelin receptor B subtype 2 (gene ednrb2). The transcript is spliced from 8 exons. Gene Ontology annotation, molecular function: endothelin receptor activity; G protein-coupled receptor activity. The record is from RefSeq and is a predicted model, not a curated record. NCBI's taxonomy places the organism in Eukaryota, Metazoa, Chordata, Amphibia, Anura, Pipidae. Gene Ontology annotation, biological process: vasoconstriction; endothelin receptor signaling pathway; signal transduction. Gene Ontology annotation, cellular component: plasma membrane; membrane. The coding region runs from base 242 to 1549 and encodes 435 amino acids.